UAAGUCAACACAAGUAACAGCAAUAAAACUCAUAGCAGUGAGCUUCAGUAACCCGUUAAUCGCACACACUCUUCUGGGGUGGGAAUGCCACCCCUCUUCCUGGGCUGGGAAUAUGCUUUUCUAGACCGUCCUUCUACACGACUAGUAAUCGAACGAUGAAAGUCUAGCCAUCUGCCAAUCGGCGCUUGGGCGGCGAGGACGAGGGGGAAAGAACAAGGCACGGGAAGAAUGAGAAAGAGGGACACAUGUUGAGUUAACGGACCGUCCGCCUGCCUCCGCCUCCCUAAGCGGACUCGUCUCCCUUUCCCUGCCUUUAACUCCACACAGGGCACAGAUUCACCUACGCUUCCAUAUCCCCGCUGAACUAUGGAUUCAAAUAAAAUGGCAGUGAGCAUCAACAAAGCAAUCAACACACAGGAGGUUGCUGUCAAAGAAAAGCAUGCUAGAACUUGUAUAUUGGGCACGCAUCAUGAGAAGGGGGCUCACACCUUCUGGCUUGCCGUCAACCGCUUACCCCUCUCCAGCAAUGCAGUGCUCUGCUGGAAAUUUUGCCAUGUCUUCCACAAGCUGCUGAGAGACGGCCAUCCAAGUGUCAUUAAAGACUCCAUGCGGCACAAGUCCGACCUUACCGACAUGAGCAGGAUGUGGGGUCAUUUGAGCGAAGGCUACGGGAAGCUGUGCAGCAUCUACCUCAAACUGCUCAUCACCAAAAUGGAGUUUCACAUCAAAAAUCCUCGUUUCCCUGGCAACCUUCAGAUGUCAAACAGACAGCUUGAAGAGGCAGGCGAGAACGACGUCAAUAAUUUCUUCCAGCUGACGGUGGAGAUGUUUGAUUAUCUGGAGUGUGAGCUGAAUCUCUUUCUUGGUGUGUUCAGCUCAUUGGAUAUGUCUCGUUCUGUGUCCGUGACGGCGGCGGGUCAGUGUCGUCUGGCUCCUCUGAUCCAGGUCAUUCUGGACAGCAGUCAUCUGUACGACUAUACUGUCAAACUGCUCUUCAAACUCCAUUCCUGUCUGCCUGCAGAUACUCUUCAGGGUCACAGAGACCGUUUCCAGGAACAGUUUAAAAAACUGAAGAGUCUGUUCUAUCGCUCCAGUAACCUGCAGUAUUUCAAGAGGCUGAUUCAGAUCCCACAACUUCCUGAGAAUCCUCCAAACUUCCUGCGGGCGUCUGCCCUCUCUGAGCACAUCAGCCCAGUAGUGGUGAUUCCAGCCGAGGCCUCGUCUCCUGAGAGUGAACAUGUGGUGGAGACUGAAGAUCUGGUGGACACAGACAUCCCAACCUUACCGAGCGUAGUGGACACUAAAUUUGAUGACCUCUUUGGGACCUCGGCUGCUACCGAUCCAUUCAACUUCAACGGUCAGAACGGCAUGCGCAAAGACGACAAAGACCGUUUGAUCGAGCAGCUCUCAGCGGAGCUACAUGCCCUGAAAGAGGAACUGGAGUCCUUCAGACUGGAGAGUGGGCGUCUCUGUCAAGCACUGAGGGGGCGUGUGAACGAGCUGGAGGCGGAGCUAGCAGAACAGACACACCUGAAGCAGCAGGCGCUGGGAGAGAGCGAGUUCCUGAGGGCGGAGCUAGAAGACCUGCGCAGGGUCAAAGAGGACACGGAGAAAGAGCAACGUAGCCUGAGUGAAAUCGAGAGAAAAGCACAGGCAAAUGAACAACGCUACACCAAGCUAAAGGAGAAAUACACAGAGCUGGUCCAGAGUCAUGCUGACCUGCUGAGGAAGAACGCCGAGGUCACGCGCCAGAUGACGGUGGCCCGUGCCGCCCAGGAUGAGGUGGAGAAUAUCCAGAAAGAAAUGCAGGACAGAUUGAAGGCUGCUCAGGAAUCCACAAGUCAGCAGGAGAAGGUUCAGUUAGAACAGCUUCAAGCUCUACAGGCCGAGCUCUUGUCCAGCAGAACAGAACUAGAGACUCUGAAGAGCACAGUCACUUCCUCCCAACAGUCUCAGGAGCAGGUCUGUACUCUGCUUACUGCUCUAGAGGUUGAGAAGGCGGGGCUUAUGGAGACACUUUCUCAGAAGGAGGCGGAGCUGGCAGGUUUGGGGGUGGAGUUAGAGCGUGUGCAGAGCAGUCUGACCAAUGAGAGGGAGAGCGGCGUGAAAGCUGCCGAAGCCCUGCAGAAUCAACUCAACGAGAAGGAAAGUCGUGAGCAGGCUCUUGAGAGCGAGCUUGCGGGUUUGCGCUGGACGGCUCUGCGUGGAGCUCUGGAGGAGGCAGAGAAGAUCGUACAGGACAGCCUGAAUCAGAUAGAUGACCCCACACACAUCAGCUGCACCAGUUCUGCCGAUUACCUGGUGUCCAGGUGCCAGGUGGCUCUGGACUGUGUGGAGAGGCUGCAGUCUGCCAGAGAUGGCUUUGUAUCAGAUAACACAGAUGUGUCCGGGGUGGUGCGGGCAGUGACUCAGUUCGCUCACCUGGUGGGUGAUGUGAUCGUGCAGGGGAGUGCCACUUCACACAUGGUGCCAGUAGAACAAGCUGACGCAAUGGCAGACAGCGUGAAGGCGUGCGGCGCGGAGGCCCUGGCGUUACUGUGCCAGCUGAAGGAGCAGGAGUCUAUGGGGACUGCAGACUGUAGCCGGUUGAGGGCGGUACUGGAUACUGUAAUGGGAUUGGGCGAGAAGUUGCGGCCGCGGGGUCUGAAUCUGCAGCAGGGUGAACUGGGAGAUCUGGUGGAACAAGAGAUGGCUUCCACAUCAGCGGCGGUGGAGUCAGCCGCAGCCAGAAUCGAGGAAAUGCUCAAUAAGUCCAGAGCGGUCGACACUGGAAUCAAAAUGGAAGUCAAUGAAAGGAUUUUGGCAUCCUGCACGGAUCUUAUGCAGGCCAUCAAAGUGCUGGUGCUUUCCUCUAAAGACCUGCAGAGAGAGAUUGUGGAUGGUGGCAGGGGGGCUGCGUCUAUGAAAGAGUUCUACGCCAAAAACUCCCGAUGGACUGAAGGUCUUAUUUCCGCCUCCAAGGCCGUAGGUUGGGGCGCCACCAUGUUGGUUGAUGCCGCAGAUCAGGUGGUGUUGGGGAAGGGCAAGUUCGAGGAGCUGAUGGUGUGCUCGCACGAGAUCGCCGCCAGCACGGCCCAGCUGGUAGCUGCAUCUAAGGUGAAGGCAAACAAGGGCAGUUCGAAUCUUACCAGCCUGCGGCAGGCUUCCAAAGGGGUCACCCAGGCUACCGCGGGCGUCGUGGCAUCAACCAAGUCCGGCAAAUCUCAGAUCGAAGAUACGGAAACUAUGGACUUUUCCGCUAUGACCCUCACUCAGAUCAAGAGGCAGGAGAUGGACGCACAGGUGUUGGUCUUGGAGCUGGAGACGCGGCUUCAGAAAGAGAGGGAGCGUUUGGGUGAAUUAAGAAAGAAGCAUUAUGCGCUCGCUGGUGUGGCGGAGGGCUGGGGAGGAGAGGAGGAAGGAACGGGUUGAGACAAGUCACGGUCUGUUCCGCAGCCCUGCUGAGGGGGCGCUUAGCUUCUUUAUAUACUCUAUAUCUUUCCCUUCUCUGUUUUUGUUGUACUUUUUAACUUUUCUCUUGUAUUGUACAUUAAAGCCAAAUAAAAGGUGCUUUUUUCUAACCUGCUCCCUCCCCUGCCUGUGGAGUUAGAUGGCUUGUGAUGACAUUCUGUGAUGAAGGGGCGGGAGAGGAAGGAAGGAAGGAAGUGGAAUUUGGAAUGGGUUGCACACCACCUAGUGGACAGAGAGGAAAGUGCAGGCUCGCCGUACUGUCAGAACAGCUGCGUUUGGAGAAUCGACCCUUCCUUUCCUCCCCAACCUCCCUGUGAGACCACACAUCCCAUGAUGCAAUGCACAAGGGUGAGUGACCCCAUCUGCCGGAAAUGUUGACACUGUGCUGUGAUCCUUCCGGACGUAACUUCAGACUACAAACAGCACCGGUGUGUCACUUCCACUUCUCAAACGCAUUCCUCAACGCCGGCCCGACCUCCAGUGUGAGGGGGACUGCCGACACAGGAUCACCGCAAACAGACCGCCCUCGUCCUUAGCUGUGGUUUCUGGAGUAUGGACAAAAAUAAGUGUUAUGAUGACCGACUGUGGACUAACACCCGCAAAACACUAGCAAUGGUUCACUUUGUCCGUUUGUAUAUGUAUCCGUUGUAUUUUUGAUGGGGUUUUAUUUUCAGGGUUCCUUCGGUUUAUGUAUGCCUGAAAUAGACUUAACUCACAGGCUUUUAACCACGUUCACUUUUAGGGACAACUAUGCCGUUUGUCUAACAACAUCUUCGGGCAAAACUGUCACCAACUUCAAGUCCAUGACUGUAAAUGAACUGACUGUUUUCGUGACCUCGCGUCGAGCUAGAAAUCGUUGUUAUUUAACAGCUCUGUAUUAGGUCAUAGUGUCCUUAUUAAACGUGUAUUAGCUACAGUCUGGAAUAGUUCAGAAAAGCAAGAUUUGGUUUUCCAGGACUGGAGUUUCCUCGGCUUACACUUAAGUGCUGUUAAUACGAUCAGUAUCUGUUAAUAACCGUUGUCCACGUGAGGUGGACAACCCUUCACAAUGAGGUGAGGUGAAACGUCCGUGCCUUCAAAAGGGAUAUAAAGGUCAAGGAUCACAUUCCCUCAAAAGACAUUUGAAAUCUUGAUCCGAGUAGCAUUAGGUUGGUGUGUGUUUUUCAAGUUGUGGUUUGGUGAUGCUGAGAUCAUGGAGAAAUCAAUAGAGGAGCAGAUGUGGCUCUCAGCUUCUGAUGGGUUUCUUUUGUGUCUUGAGCUUCCAGCACACCACUUUCCACAUUGAUGUAUCUCUAAAGGGUUACUAAAUAAAUGUAUGGGUCAUAUUUCAGUCCACUAGAACUAAAAGUCAGGAAAAACAAAAUCUUGAAGUCUUGUUUUAGGACCAGUAAGGUGUUAUUGGAAAUGAAACCUUUAUAUCCGUAAUUUUGCUGUAGAAUAUUAACUAUUAAGACUAGCUGCGGAAAAAAAUAAGAGACCAUCUCAAAAUUAUUUCAGUUUUUAGGUAAAAUGAGCAUUUUUGUUUCAUUCUGUGAACUAAUAAUAUUUCUCCCAAAUAUCAAAAAAAUAUAUUGUUUUUAUUUGCAGAAAAUAAAAAAAUAGGUCAAAAUAACAGAGAAGUGAAUAUGAACUUGUUUUCUUUGCCGUAUUUGAAGUCUGGAGAAUACAGAGCAUCUUUUAAGCAACAGAACAGUAAUAUUUGUACAUGCAUUUAGGAAAAGUGGAAAAAAAACCUUGUUUUCAUGUGUUUUGUCAUGCUGUCAGACUUUCACGCUGCUGUUGGAUGAUUUUAUCAUUCCUGAAGUUUGAUUUUGUUGAAGUUCAACAGACAUUGGACUGGAAUGAACACAAUACAUCUAGAAAUGCUGAAUAAAUGAUAUGGUCUCUUCAUUUUUCCCGUGGCUGUAUAUUAUGUAUUUGAGCAAGUCAUUUUUAAGUGCACUGCAGUAAUGUGAAUUUCACAAUGCUAAACAUAUGAAUGAUCUCAAUAUAGGCUUCAUUUUCUUAAAUGCGUUAUUUCUUAUUGGCUGAGAUAUGACUUGGAUUUUUAUCCAUUCAAAAGAGAUGCAUGAGGAGAAGGUUUGAGAGGUCUGUCCAGCGCAGUUGUCAAUAGCAAUGUAGACCACAUAGCCUUGUAGACCACAACUGUCUGCCUGCAGCACGUGUCUAAACCAGGACUGACAUCAACUUCAGCUCGGUCCAGGGUACAAACCACAGUUACCUCAACUUCUCCACAAAGCAAAACUUCACCUGUUGGCGAACUAAAUAAAAUCCACAAAUUGAGUUUGAAGACUCAAUAUGAACAUGAUUUGAGAUGUGCGUGUGUGUUGUUUUAAUAGGCUACUAAUAUAAUGUUUGCUCUGAAUGCAUACGUGUGUGGAUGUUGUGUGAGAUUUGAUGGCCUACUGUAUAACCCUCAUGUUGUUAUGCGAUACCCUCAUAUUGUUUUUCUUUUUACACUGCUUUGGGUGUUACGUUGCGACACUGGGUAGCCUAUUUAAUUUACAUUUUGUGGGGUGUCAAGACUUCCAGUUUCGGAUGAUGUCGUUUAGAUUUGGAUCUAGUCUUAACCAGCUCAGCCACUCAACUGCCUCUCACUUUUGUCAAUGAGGAAAACAAACGAAACGCUCAAUAACAUUUUGGAUAAUGUCUUUGUAUGAUAUACUACUAAAACUAUGUGUGGGUUUGUUUUAUUUUUCAGUUUUUAAAUAAAUAAUUCACUCAUUCAAA
This is a messenger RNA of Triplophysa rosa, 6180 nucleotides long. RefSeq names its product huntingtin interacting protein 1 (gene hip1). NCBI's taxonomy places the organism in Eukaryota, Metazoa, Chordata, Actinopteri, Cypriniformes, Nemacheilidae. Gene Ontology annotation, molecular function: phosphatidylinositol-3,4-bisphosphate binding; actin filament binding; clathrin light chain binding. Gene Ontology annotation, cellular component: presynapse; extrinsic component of postsynaptic membrane; actin cortical patch. Bases 367 to 3411 code for a protein of 1014 amino acids. The record is from RefSeq and is a predicted model, not a curated record. The transcript is spliced from 31 exons. Gene Ontology annotation, biological process: actin filament organization; clathrin coat assembly; endocytosis.